CCCUUGUGCUCCUCACUCAUUCAUUCAUUCAUUCAUUCAUUGGUGAAUUAAAAUUUUCUUGACUACCCCACCACGUUCCCACACAGAGUUAGGCCCUGGGGACAGGACAAUGGGGAAGAGGAAAGCACUGUCUAUCCUCAUAGCCCUGGCACACUGGGCCAUUUCUAGUGCAAGGGCCUUGGCGUCGUCACACUGUCCUAGGAAGGGGUCUCAUGCCCUUCCUGACCCCAAGUUAUAAUCCCCUUUCUCCCUGUUGAGUAGACCACUCUCAGUCACUCACGUUGCCCUGGGGCUUUUGACAUCCUGCUCCCGAGCAGAAGCCACUGGCCCAGAGCAGAGGUGUCAGGGGACUCAGAGUCCUGUUGUCAUCUACACCACCUGUGAAGACUUCUGUCCCCCUCCCUCCCGGGCCCAUGACAAGGCCUAUGAUGGUGAGUGGAGAUGUGCACAUAGGGGGUCUGUGUUGCAGUAGAGAGAGGCCAGGCUCUAGCAUCAGAGAGAACUGGGUUUGAAUUCAGGGUCCAGGACUCCAAGGCUGUGUGGUCUUCAGGAAGAAUCUUAAUCUCUGGAAGAAUCCAUUUCCCUUUCCCAUACAAUUCGACAGUAAUUUCCACAUCAGGUGGCCAUGAGGGUCAGUGAUCAUACAGCAGGUGCUCAAGUCUUGUUUUGUUUCCAGGUCCACAACUGGAGGGUUUCUGAGCACGGAUACAACUGUCACAGCCUGGGAGACACAAUUCACACCAACAAAUGGAAGUGCCUGGGCCUUUGAAGCACUGGAGAUGAAGAUCCUAAUCCUGGAAUGGCUGACACUCAUCAUUGUCCUGGCCGGGCUGGCGGGAAACGCGGUGGUGCUCUGGCUGCUGGGCGUCCGCAUAGGGAGGACCACCUUCUCCGUCUACAUGCUCAGCCUGGCCGGGGCCGACUUCCUCUUCCUCUGCUGCCAGAUUUUACAUUGCCUGUGUUCACUUCCCAUCUUCUCUUUUGGCUUCCCUAAAAUAUGCAGGUUUUUCAUCCCGGUGUUAUUCUUUUUCUACAUCGCAGGCCUGAGCAUUCUCAGCGCCAUUAGCACAGAGCGCUGCCUGUCUGUCCUGUGGCCCAUCUGGUAUCGCUGCCGCCGCCCCAGACACACGUCAGCCAUCAUGUGUGCCCUGCUCUGGGCCCUGUCCCUGCUGCGGAGCAUCCUGGAAGGGGAUUACUGUGGAUUCCUCACUGGGCAUCUACAUCUUGUUUGGUGUCCAGUGUUGGAUUUCAUCACUGCCGCCUGGCUGAUUUUGUUAUUUGUGCUUACCUCUGGGUCCAGCCUGGCCCUGAUGACCAGACUGCUGUGUGGCUCCCAGCGGGUACCGCUGACCAGGCUCUGUGUGACCCUCAUGCUCACAGUGCUGGUCUUCCUCCUCUGCGGCCUACCCGUGGGCAUCCACUGGUUCCUCGUAUUCUGGUCACAAAUUCGUUCAGAUGCCUUCUCUCAUAUUUCCCAGGUUGCCAAUACCCUGUCCUGUAUCAACAGCUCUGCCAACCCCGUCAUUUACUUCUUCGUUGGCUCCUUUAGGCAGCGAUGGCAGAAGCGGCGACAGACCCUGAGGCUGCUUCUCCAGAGGGCUCUGCAGGACACUCCUGAGGGAGAAAGCCUUCCUCAGGAAGCCCUGGAGAUGUCGUGAGCAGUCUGGGCCAGUGACACGGGCCUCUGCCCUGGUGGGUCAGAAGUGACUCAGAGACUCAAUGCUGCCCUGUCAGGCUUGGAAAUUAUCUAGUCUUCUCCCAGCCCCAGCCUCAGAAUGCUUCAGUGAUUCCCCAGUGUCUUCAAAUUGGUUGUUUUUACUCUGGCCUUUGUAGUUUCUCUCAGAGAAAGCAUUAGUCCGAAAGUUAUUGCUCUCCGUCAUUCCUGACAUUACCAAUAAAUUUCUCAGGUAAUCUUCCUUUGAAUUUCUUUAUUGAAUGUAUUGAGUGCUCUUUCUCUACAAGUGGUUCAGGAAAGUCUUCUUGAAAUACUUGGAAUUUGAACUUAUGACUCUACAGUUUACAGAGCAAGUACCCUGUUUCAGUUUGGCGAAUCACACCAACCUUUUCAGACAGGUGAGAAAAGAUAAACCAUAACUGGACAAAUGGAAAAGGGAAAAGAGGCAAUUCAUAGUGCAUUGUUAACAAAAGUACAAAGAGUGUUUAAGAAAUGGUGAUCAGUAUGCAAAUAAGUUUCAUUCCCUGUGACAUCUCAAAUACGUGGUCAUGGUUGCUAGAUCCCUCUUAAGAAGGAUCAUGCCUGGCA
Miniopterus natalensis is the source of this 2263-nucleotide messenger RNA. The record is from RefSeq and is a predicted model, not a curated record. Lineage: Eukaryota; Metazoa; Chordata; Mammalia; Chiroptera; Miniopteridae.